AUGUCUUUUAUCCUCAAACGCCUUAUGCUCGUGUUGUCUAUCGCGAUGCUAACAAACAUGAUUGCCGCUUAUUCUGGUGAUGCUACUUACUACGAGACUGGCCUUGGUGCUUGUGGUACUGUAAGCAAGGACACCGACCAUAUUGUCGCUCUCUCCACCAGUGAAUAUGACAAAGGAGCUCACUGCUGGAAGCAUCUCACUGUUACCUACCAGGGUAAGUCCGUUGACGUCACAGUAGUCGACGAGUGUCCUGGAUGUGGGGAGUACGGUAUCGACUUGUCCCCUAGUGCUUUCUCUGCACUUGCUCCGGAGUCUGCUGGACGGAUUCCCGUUGAAUGGAAAUUCACCUAA
This is a messenger RNA of Serpula lacrymans var. lacrymans S7.9, 351 nucleotides long. RefSeq lists its product as uncharacterized. The record is from RefSeq and is a predicted model, not a curated record. Lineage: Eukaryota; Fungi; Basidiomycota; Agaricomycetes; Boletales; Serpulaceae. The coding region runs from base 1 to 351 and encodes 116 amino acids. The transcript is spliced from 3 exons.